AUACUUAUGAAUAAAAAAUUAAUUUCAAUUUUUUAAAUUUUUUAAAAUAUGUUUCUUUAUGAAAUAUUUUUUAUAUAGUGACUCAACCGUUGUACAACGAUGCAAGUAGGGAUAACAUUCGCACGGCGUUCAUAUAACACUUUCAAGUUGUAUCAUAUGUAAUUGAAAGUCACCAGUAUUGUUUGCGCUGUGUUCCCUACAAUUUCGAUGUGUCGCAUUGUGUUCUCGCAUCUUUCGAUAACUAUAAUCUUUAUUUUUCUUUUCUUUUUUUUAACUAUAAAAAUAAUCUAAUUAAUAUAAAAUCACUGUGUUCUAACAGAAAUGAAUCGUUCGUUGUAGAAACUUUUAAUGUAGUGUAUAACAAAGUGAUUGAACGUACAAAUUUCCACAAAGUAUGUGGAACCAAUUUCACACAUGAAAUACAAUUGUGCGAUCAUCAAAGAAAAAAACGAUAACUCUCCGUACUUCGUUAAUAUUCAAGCCGCCUGAAAAACCUGAAUGGCUGGAAUUCUCCACGGAAAAUCCUUCAAUGUCUGGAUUCGUCGGAUCUUUACGUGGCUUGGAGGACAAUUCUGGGAAUACAGGGCAACCUUAUCGCAGAAACAGUCUCGCAUUAUCUCUUCAUUCGAAUUUGGCAGCUUUUCCAGUUGCUAAUAAUCAAGAAGUCUCACCUUUUCAUGUAGUUGAUUCGGCGCGGAGAAGAUUUAGUAAUGUUAGUGAUGUCGUAUCCAGAAAAAUUUCUCAUACAAUUCGAUGGAGAACGGUUUCAGGUUCAAUCGAGCUUACAGUGUCUCAAGGAUCUUCCUUAUGUGCUCAAUAUAUCCGAAAUCGUUUGAAACGGUCUGGAAUCUUUCAUCGAAAGCUUGGAUUGAAAAGAAUGAGAAGUGCCAUGUUGCUUCCUGGUGGUGCGGUUGUGGGAGAAGUUUAUCCAGAAUUAGUAUCAGUUGGAGCUGAACUCGAGAAAAUGCAUCCAAAUUUAUUCAAUCGUGUUGCACGACAAAUUGGAUGUGGUAGUUUCUCAUCGGAACAGUCUGCUAGCGAGGCCAUCGUGGAUGUCUCUAGAGAGAUGAUCAGAAAUGGUGAGAUGACUUGGAGUAAAGUGGUAGCUCUUUAUGCAAUUGCUGGUGGUAUUGCCGUGGAUUGUGUACGUCAGGGCAAACCUGAAUAUUUACCUGCCAUACAGAGAGGAAUGACAGAUGUUUUAGAAGAGGAUCUUGCUGCAUGGAUCCAAGCUAAUGGAGGAUGGUCCGCUUUAGCAACACGAUACAGAUCUGUAACAAAAGAAACUACAUGGCAUUCGCGAAAACUUAUCUUAUUAUUUAUAUUCACUACUUUGAUUAUUUUUAUGAUUUCUAUGUUUUUAAAACUUUUAAUUUUAUAACACAUAUUAAAUAUAAGUAAGUAUAAAAACUAAUUUAAUAGAAUAUUU
Apis laboriosa (Himalayan honeybee) is the source of this 1429-nucleotide messenger RNA. Its product is annotated as bcl-2-related ovarian killer protein-like. Gene Ontology annotation, cellular component: mitochondrial outer membrane. Gene Ontology annotation, molecular function: protein homodimerization activity; protein heterodimerization activity. The record is from RefSeq and is a predicted model, not a curated record. NCBI's taxonomy places the organism in Eukaryota, Metazoa, Arthropoda, Insecta, Hymenoptera, Apidae. The transcript has 5 exons. Gene Ontology annotation, biological process: intrinsic apoptotic signaling pathway in response to DNA damage; regulation of apoptotic process; extrinsic apoptotic signaling pathway in absence of ligand. The coding region runs from base 530 to 1381 and encodes 283 amino acids.